UCGGGAGCUCCCUAGGGUUCUUGUUAGAGCCCAUUUUACAAGAAUUGAAGAACAAGCAGUUGUUUGGUUGCCAAGAAACCGAUGGAAAAUUUGGAGGGCGAAGGUUACAGAUUAGGCUUUGAAUAUCCAAACAAACGACGAACUAACCCAAAACCAACCCCAAAAGUAGACAAAAUAUAGACAAAUUUCAGUUGAUUGAACCGAAAGGCGAUUGAAUUUGGAGCCCAUUUCAGUUUCGACGACUUGGCGCGGAAAUUGGAAGUUCACAGGAACCAUUAAUUUUAGGUGGAAUUGGUCAUAUCUCCACGUAAUCUAACAGUCUUUGGAGUUUCAAUAAUUUUGCCACCAACCCAUUAAUCUCUGUCAACUAACUCAUGUAUUCAUCUUAUGAAGACCUGCCCUGAGGUCGAGGUUAUGGAGUUUGGACCAGGCAAGGAGACUCGUUCUGGGACCAAGUGGACCAGGAUUCACCUAUCUUGGGUGCUGUGGGUAUCCACGGAGCCGCCGCCUUCUGAACCUUCCAUAGCCUGUGAAACUUCGUUAGCUGCUGAAGGAAAACCCUACCUUUUUCCUUUCUUGUGUGUAGAGAGCUUGGAAGACUUCUCAUCAUGUUUAAAAUGGAAAAGCACAUCAAGCGCCAGGACUCCAAUAUACAGUUUAACAGAAACGUUCCAGGCUGCUUCUGGAGCAUAUUUCAUACUAUUGAUUACCAUCCCUGGCAUAAUGUUAAGAAGAUGCUUCCUUACAGAAGGCAUUCAAAAAGCAAGGGAAGUCCAAAAUCAACUAUGAACAGCCACCACGUUGCUGAAGCGACGGAACAAAUUAACGACGAAAACAAGCCUUUAUGGUGUACUGCAGAGAGUUGUCCUAUUGGCAGUAAACCGGGAGAAGGGUAUGUGAAUGAAGUGAUAAGUAAAGAGAUAUCAGAGGAAGAAAGCCAAAAAUACUGGAAAUUAAAUUCAAAUUCGAAACGAAGUUUGAGUCGAACGCAAUCUAUACAUCAUUUAGAGUCUUCGUCGUAUUAUUCUCGACAUAUAAGUCCUAUGGAAUUAGGUGCACCAGGAAUAAAGAGUAAUUCUCUGAAUGCCAUGGAUUCUGAAAACUACUUUACUCAGAGAAAGAUUGAUACCCAGUUGACAUCUUUUACAGAGAAAUCUAAUGGAGUAAGGAAAACCUUAGAAAGUAAACAGAGUCACUCAUUUAAGGAAGACGUUCAUAUCCAAGAGAUAUUUAAGGCAAAUCGAAAACUAUUUGCUGAAUUGUUACAAGGUGCACAGAGUAAGAAAACUCUCCAAACCCCGCAAAAUAAGAAGUCCUCUGCAAGUCUAGCAAAAUCAAGGUCGUUUCCUGCUCCUGGUUUAGCACGAAAAGGAUACAAAAAGCUUAGCUCACUCCAACACAAGCAGAACGAGUCCUUUCCGAAAGUACGAAAGUCUGGCUCUCCCCAACCAUCAAAGCUGGCUGAAUCUGAAUCUCCUAAGAAUUUUCAUGAAGAUGUGAUGCCUUGUGACUCUGAUAGUACUUCAAGCUCUAACAUGACGCCGCAAACAAGCUCGUCUUCCUUGGGCCCGAAUCGUGGAAUAAGGCAUGGGGGGUGGAAUCAGUUGGUUGUCAAGCGUUUCAAUUUUAUUAAACAGAAAAUAAGGCAUUCAUUCAAGGAGAGGAAGAAGGGAAAUAACCAGAAAACAUCUAAAGGAACACCAACCCAAACAGUGGAUCCCUCUGGACAUGAACUUCCCCUUAGAAGAGAAGAGGCGCAGGAAAGUUUAGGAACUGCCACGAGCGAUGAUGGCUUAGGCAUUAGAGGAUACAGUGAGACUGGCAAUUCUGAGAAUGAUAAUCUCAGUGAUGGAGUUCAAACCAAGACUAGAACUGCUUCUCUGGAAAGGUAUUCUAAACUGUCUGAUGGCUCGGGCAUUAGAGGAUACAGUGAGGCUUAUAGUUCCGAGAACGAUAAUCUCAGUAAUGGAGUUCAAACCAAGACAGGAACUGCUUCAUUAAAGGCUCCUCUGGAAAGAUAUUCUCAACAGCCCGAAAGAGAGGCAAAGUGCUUCCACUCACAAAGCUUAAGGCUGAUACGCGAAGAAACGAUUCCGAAUAUAGAGAAGCGUCGAAAAUCCUAUGGAAGGAAUCUUUCUUUGCCUGAUAUAGAUCUCUUUUGCACAUUAUUUACUGACCCUUCUCCUGCUGUUUCUCGCACAGAAAAACCAAAGAGGGGCGUGGUGCAUUCAAGUACAGAUAAUAAUAUGCGAAUAGAUGAGAAUCCAGCCCAUCUAUUAAACGAAGUGAUAUCUGAACCAUUGGAUAGUGAUUCACAGAGUGUGGUAGAAAAAAGUGAUGACAACAUGCCUGUUGAUUAUUCAUGUUGUUUAAACGAGGUAAAAAAUGAUGAGGGAGCUGCUUGGGCAGAUAGGCUUGAGGAGAAAAUACCUCAUCUAGAUUUUUCAGAUGGUGAACACCAUCAAGUAUUGGGUAGUGAAUGUGUAAUUGAAGAUGUCGAUGUCAGCGAGACUGUUGAUCAAGUCGGUGAAACUUGUUUUCGAGAUGAUGAAACUUCAAAGCUGUCCGACUCAGAAGGUUCCAUAUUAAAUCGUAGGUGCAGUGUUGCAAAUGAGCUCGAACCUUCUGAUGACCAACCUAAGGAGGCGAGGGCAGAAGCUUUAUCAGCAUCUGAAACCUUUGUCAAUCAUGAGAUAAUUGAUGCUGAGAAGAUUUCUAACUAUCUCCAUCUGAAUUCCGAUCUUGGUAGAAUCAACAAUGCUGACUUCAACUAUAUGAGGUAUAUUCUUCAGCUCUCCAGCUUUAUCGAAAGUGGUCAUACAAUAGACCGACCGCUCAGUUCUUCGAUAUUCGAGGGAGAGGAGGCCCAGUUUUACAAAAAACUUGAAUGCUAUUGGGAGAAGGUUGACAAAGGUUCUGAUCACCAGCUUUUGCAUGAUUUAGUUUAUGAGACAUCACACAAUGUGUUUGAAAAAUCAUUCACUUCUUUCCUUAAAACCUUCUCCUCGAGGAGCCAAAUCCGACCAAUGCCACUCGGGCAAUAUCUUCUCGAGGAUGUCCGAGAAAAAGUUUCCUGGUACCUAUGCUUGGGACCAGAACUAGACCAGUCAUUAGACGAUGUUGUGGGGCGAGAUUUAAGAAAAGGUGACGAUUGGAUGAACCUACAAACUGAAAUAGAGUACAACGCACUUGAGUUGGAGGAUUUGAUUCUUGAUGAGCUUUUAGAGGAAGUAAUAAGUUUUUAGGAUUCCUGGUUAGAUCAUGUUGUUGAUAAUACUGUAUAGUGGCGAUCUCCAAAUCAGUACAUAGAAGUUCUUGUUCUGUCAGGUCCAAGUAGGGGGAAUAGAAAAGAUUCUUAGCAUUUUCAAUCACACACAUACGUUUGUUUAUCUGUACUUGGGAGUUUCUUGUUUGGAUGUAUACAAACAACCACUGCAGUUUUGUGGCUCAUUUGGUUC
This is a messenger RNA of Cucurbita maxima (winter squash), 3458 nucleotides long. RefSeq lists its product as uncharacterized. Lineage: Eukaryota; Viridiplantae; Streptophyta; Magnoliopsida; Cucurbitales; Cucurbitaceae. The record is from RefSeq and is a predicted model, not a curated record. The transcript has 7 exons. Bases 609 to 3245 code for a protein of 878 amino acids.